Molecule: messenger RNA, 411 nt
Organism: Dovyalis caffra
Lineage: Eukaryota; Viridiplantae; Streptophyta; Magnoliopsida; Malpighiales; Salicaceae
Source: the annotation of a GenBank genome assembly
AUGGUGAAUCCUGGUGGGGCUCCUGAGAGGUACGAGAUUUUGUCAAGUUGCUGGCCUAAGCUGCGCAUCUCCGAAAACCUCUUCGACAUUGUCGAUCUCUCGCCAUCACUCAAGCAAAAACCUCACCUCGCCAUCGUCUUGAAACCCUCUCCCACCGAAACCACCUUCAACCCGUACAACCGCAACACACGACCACACUUGAUAGACUUUCCGAAUUGGCGUAGCGCGGAAAAACGACAAUUAGAAGUUAAACUUGAAAUAAACCCGCGAGAAUAUGCCAAUGCUUUUUCUCAUACUUACACACUAAAGAGAAUGGUGAUGGGAUUGAAGCAAGGCCCAUGGCUGGGCUCAGAUGAAGAAGGCAUGCUUCUUUAUGAACAAAAUGGAGACACCAUGGCAUCAACUAAUUAA